Penicillium daleae is the source of this 2442-nucleotide messenger RNA. RefSeq names its product phosphoketolase family protein. Gene Ontology annotation, biological process: carbohydrate metabolic process. The record is from RefSeq and is a predicted model, not a curated record. Bases 1 to 2442 code for a protein of 813 amino acids. The transcript is spliced from 2 exons. NCBI's taxonomy places the organism in Eukaryota, Fungi, Ascomycota, Eurotiomycetes, Eurotiales, Aspergillaceae. Gene Ontology annotation, molecular function: aldehyde-lyase activity.
AUGGCUUCGCUCUCGAAGCAAAGCGAGGGCAAAAGCAUCUCCGCUUAUGGAGAAGCUCGUUCCACCGUUCAAGGUGAAUGUCUGACCUCGGAGGAGGUUCGGCAGAUGAACGCCUACUUCCGGGCCAGCCUCUACCUGUGUCUCGGCAUGCUGUACCUUCGAGACAACCCGCUGCUGAAAGAGCCACUCAAGCGCGAACACCUCAAGAGUCGCCUGCUGGGUCACUGGGGUUCAGACGCUGGCCAAUCUUUUACCUGGAUUCACAUGAACCGCCUGAUCAAGAAAUACGACCUGGAUGCUCUCUUUAUUUCAGGCCCCGGUCACGGUGCGCCUGGCAUUAUCUCGCAGUCAUACCUCGAGGGUGUCUAUUCAGAGGUUUAUCCCGACAAGACCGAAGACGCAGAGGGAAUGCAGAAAUUCUUGAAGCAAUUUAGCUUCCCGGGAGGUAUUGGUUCGCAUGCAACACCCGAGACUCCUGGCAGUAUCCACGAGGGUGGAGAACUGGGUUAUUCAAUCUCUCAUGCCUUCGGAACCGUGUUUGACAACCCGAACCUCAUCACGCUGACAAUGGUCGGCGAUGGAGAAUCCGAGACUGGCCCGCUCGCGACAAGCUGGCACAGCACCAAGUUCCUGAAUCCAAUCACUGAUGGCGCCGUUCUGCCUGUCCUGCACUUGAAUGGAUACAAGAUCAACAACCCAACUAUCCUGGCACGAAUUAGCCACGAAGAAUUGACCUCCUUGUUCAUUGGAUACGGCUGGAAGCCGUACUUUGUCGAGGGAAGCGAUUUGCAGAGCAUGCAUCAAGCCAUGGCAGUCACCAUGGAGCAGUGCGUCAAGGAGAUCAGAGAAUAUCAACAACAAGCUCGUUCAUCGAACAAGCCCUUCCGCCCACGCUGGCCAAUGAUCGUUUUGCGUACCCCCAAGGGGUGGACUGCCCCCAGAGAGAUCGAUGGAAAGCUACUCGAAGGCUUUUGGCGAGCUCACCAAAUUCCAAUUACCGAUGUUUUGACCAACCCCGAUCACCUCAAGGUUCUGGAGUCUUGGAUGAAGGGGUACAAGCCCGAAGAGCUUUUCGAUGCCAGUGGCAAGUUGAUUCCCGAGCUGCGUGCUCUUGCCCCCGCUGGCAACUCGCGCAUGUCUGCCAACCCAGUUGGCAAUGGCGGUGUCCUGCGAAAGCCCCUGAACUUGAACGACUUCAAGAAGUAUGCUUUACAGGACAUCGUUCCCGGUAAAACUGUCAAGGGAGGUAUGGCAAACAUGGCCGGUUUCCUUCGCGAUGUCGUCAGCAAGAACAUGACCAACUUCCGACUUUUCGGGCCCGACGAGACCGAGUCCAACAAGCUUGCUGAAGUCUACAAGGCAGGCAAGAAGGUCUGGUUGGCGGACUACUUUGAAGAGGACAAGGAUGGCGGUAAUCUUUCUCCGUCGGGUCGUGUGAUGGAGAUGCUCAGUGAGCAUACUUGCGAAGGAUGGCUGGAGGGCUACAUCCUCUCCGGACGCCAUGGCCUGAUCAACAGCUACGAGCCUUUCGUACACGUAAUUGACUCGAUGGUCAACCAGCAUUGCAAAUGGAUCGAGAAGUGUCUCGAGGUUGAGUGGAGAGCUAAAGUCGCCUCGCUAAAUAUUCUAAUCACAGCAACUGUCUGGCGCCAGGACCAUAACGGUUUCACCCACCAAGACCCUGGCUUCUUGGAUGUCGUCGCAAACAAGUCUCCAGAAGUCGUUCGCAUCUAUCUCCCUCCGGAUGGAAAUACCCUCCUUUCCGUCAUGGACCACUGCCUGCGCAGCGUCAAUUAUGUCAACGUCAUCGUGGCCGACAAGCAGGAACACAUUCAAUUCUUGAGCAUGGAAGAUGCGAUCGAACACUGCACCAAGGGUCUCGGAAUCUGGGACUGGGCUAGCAACGAUCAAGGCUCAGAGCCUGAUAUCGUCAUGGCGUCUUGCGGUGAUGUCUCUACCCACGAAGCCUUGGCGGCCACUGCUCUACUGCGUGAAUAUCUUCCCGUCCUUAAGGUCCGGUUUGUGAAUGUUGUCGACCUCUUCCGGUUGAUCUCCGAGACCCAGCACCCCCACGGCAUGUCCGACCGGAAAUGGAGAGCCAUCUUCACCUCCAACAAGCCCAUCCUCUUCAACUUCCACUCCUACCCCUGGUUGAUCCACCGAAUGACCUACAAGCGACCUGGACAGCACAACCUGCACGUGCGCGGAUACAAGGAGAAGGGUAAUAUCGAUACCCCCUUCGAACUGGCCCUGCGCAAUGGAACCGACCGAUACAGUCUUGCCAUUGACGCGAUUGACUUGAUCGAGUCUCUCGGUAAUACUGGAUCUAGUGCGCGCGAAAAGUUUACCAAGUUCCAGCUUGAAGGGAAGAAGGAGGCGUUUACUAAUGGCGUGGAUCCUGAGCAUAUCCGCAACUGGACCUGGCCUUACUCGAAGAAGUAA